AAAACAUAAGGCAAAUGCAACUACAGUAGGAGUUCGUAGAAAGGAGCAACAAGGGCAGCUGAAAUCAAUAUUCUUCCAAGAAGCUCCAUUGUGCCGGUUCAUCGAGUUUCUUCUGCUGGUACCCAGUCCAAACUAGGAGAGGCUGAAGGAGUUGCUGAAGUUCCAUCUAGGCACAAGUUGUUUCUGCUCCAAUGGACAAAGGUCUUCACUUUAUGCUCUGUGUGAUUACAACCAUGCUGCUCCUAAAAGAAUCAAGCCAUACAGGAACUAUCAAGAAUGAUGACACUGUGAGUAAGGGCACUGACCCAGAAGGGCCAGAAGAGAAUCUUCCAACACUGACUGUCACCACAAUUCUGGAGGAUCCCUAUGUCAUGGUGAGAAGUGCAGAGCUGGAGGGAUACUGCAUUGAUUUGCUGAAAGCACUUGCUGCGAUGCUUCACUUCAGCUAUAAGGUGAAGGUGGUGGGAGACGGGCAGUACGGUGCCAUCUCUUCCAAAGGCAACUGGACAGGGAUGAUUGGCGAGAUCAUGAGACAGGAAGCAGACAUUGCAGUGGCUCCCUUGACAGUCACAUCAGCAAGGGAAGAGGUGGUCUCCUUCACCACACCAUUCCUACAGACUGGGAUUGGAAUCUUGCUUCGAAAAGAUACCGUAUCUCAGGAGAUGCCUCUCUUUCACUUCUUGGCUCCCUUCAGCAAGGAGACUUGGACUGGCCUCUUAUUUGCUUAUGUGCUGACAUGCCUCUGUCUCUUUCUUGUUGCCAGACUGAGCCCCUGUGAGUGGAAUGAGCCAAAGAAUGAAGAAAACCACUUCACCUUCCUAAAUAGCCUCUGGUUUGGAGCAGGAGCACUUGCAUUGCAAGGUGUCACCCCCCGGCCCAAAGCGCUCUCCGUGCGGGUCAUUGCUGCCAUCUGGUGGCUGUUCACCAUAGCCUUGCUGGCUGCCUACAUCGCCAACUUCACUGCGCUGCUGAGCGCUGGCAGCGAACAGCUCCCAAUCCAGACAUUUGAAGAUCUUGUGAAGCAAAGGGAGCUUGAGUUUGGGACACUGGACGGCUCCUCCACCUUCUACUUCUUCAAGAACUCCAAGAAUCCUAUCCAUCAGCUGAUCUAUGAAUAUAUGGACAAGAGACGAGACUAUGUUUUAGUCAAAACCUACCAGGAAGCAGUGCAACGUGUGAUGGAAUCAAACUAUGCCUUCAUUGGUGAAUCAGUCUCUCAAGACCUUGCAGCAGCCAGGCACUGCAAUUUGAUCAGGGCCCCUGAAGUUAUUGGAGCCAGAGGAUUUGGCAUUGCCACUACAAAGGCAUCCCCAUGGACUAAGAAGCUCUCCAUUGCAGUCCUCAGACUGCGUGAAUCAGGAGAUCUUGACCACUUGCGUAACAAGUGGUGGGAGAGCAGCUGCCUUCACAAAAGUCGAGACAGAUGGAGUCCUCUGCAGCCCCAAGCACUAGGUGGGCUCUUUCUUACUCUUGCAAUUGGCCUUGCAUUGGGAGUGAUUGCAGCUGUGGUGGAGCUGUCAAAUAAGAGCAGACAUACUGCUGGAAACUUAAAGAAAUCUUGUUGCUCCAUUUUCACAGAAGAAAUGUGCACUCGUUUACAUAUACAAGAAAAUACAAGACAAAGCCAAGAGACUUCAGGGAAGGCAAAUACUUAAAGUUUUUUGUUUAAGGAAUGGGCAUGUAUUAGUUUUCUAUCAUAUAUAUUUUAUAGGUACUACAUCACCAUAGAAAGAUGGUUUUCUGCAACUUUUUAAUGUUAGUUUCCUAACUACACCCCCACCCCCCCACAGAGCACUUCUGAUUAGAAUUUAGGGGCUUGGAGGAAUAAACUAAUAAGGGAUAGAAGGUAAUCUGAGUGCAACAGUUAGUUAGGGGCAGGUAACACCUGGAGAAAAUAAAGUUGAGAUGGCUAAGGUGCUGGAUCCAUAGUUAGUGUAGCUUGUACUAUGUGAGUACAUGAAUGGCUGUAGAAGGGACAGAAUAGGAUAAUAGGAAGCCUCUGCUUACUAAUUACAAUAUGAGGUACAUUUUGAAAAUUAAAGCUCUCACUCAACUGUUUUAAACAAGAAAAACUGCCUCUUAGAUGUUUUAGUUGCAAACAGACUGUACUCUUCCCUUCUUCUAGAGGGAACAUGCUGGUCAUUGUGAAGGCCAUAUCUGAAUCAGAAGAGAGCUGCAACAGUUGCAUAAAUUCCCAGAAUGCAGGACUGACUUACCUAACUGCACUCUCUUCAGUCAAAACAGAGAAAAGGAGACCCUAGUCCAAGGUACUGGACUUAGAGAUGCAAGACCAGGACCUCCCUUCUGAGUAGGCAAGCUAUUUAGCAUUUGUCAAUUAACAGUCACAAGAUGAGACGUUCCCUGUUUAGCUAUAGACGACAGUUUGUCCUAAUUAAGCUGAUCUGUACUUAGGAAAAAAAGAGAGUCAUAGUUAAAAUCCAAUAGUACUGGAGCAGUUUAGUAAUUAGUUGAUUAAAAAACAAAACAAAACAAAUCUACCAGGCAAGGGAAGUAAUGAGCAUUUCAGAUCAUUCCUCUCUCGUUAUCACAGAAGAAUCUUUGAAAUUCAGAGAGAACAGGUCUCUCAAUUGCUGUAUUACACAUUCUCCAAUUAAGCUGCUUUUCAUUUAGAAUAAAGCAUGCCAGAGCUGGAAUGACCGAUGCAUGCACAUGCUGGUUUGCAAAUUAACAGGUAAAUCACUGCCUUUACAUACUCUACAUCCAAUGGAAGUGAGGGAAAAAAAAAAAAAAAAAAAAAAAACCACAGAGAAAACUGCAGUGCCUGAACAAAAAAAUUAAAUUUGUAUCAGUCCUACCAUUAAAUAGCUGAAGGUAACAGAAACUAACAUGCCUGUGACAGGAAAAUAGCUGGGUGUUCCUAAAUAAAGCAGUAUAGAUUUACUUUGAGGGUAAUUUAGAUACAUAUUAUAUAUCAUGUAUUAGAACUUAAGAGGGUCUAAGUGCAGACUGAUUUCCUCCCCCCCCAACCUUGAUUGUUAACAGUGGAAGUAGUAAAAGUUAGGAGUUCUUCCAAGUGUUGGUAAACUAGUGUUGUUCAGGUACCUGUUAUGCUCUCGGAUCGUGACAGAUCUAUUUUCAAUACAGCUUAAGCAAUGUUUGUUAAGUUAGACAGUAAGUAAGUAAGUGGACCAAUCCUUUAACAGAAUUAACUGCAAAGAGUAUGAAACAAUUUAGGUAACUUCAAGAGCUAAUAUGGCAAAUGCGACAUCAAGUUCUUUCAGCACUUUAAAAACUAUUUGGUACCAGCCACAUCAUUGCUGGCAGAGUAGGCAGAUGUAUAAAAAGGUUUCAUUGACAUUUAAAUAUAUUUCUAUAUGAAUGUCUCACAGAACAAAAAAUAAAGUAUUUUCAUCACAAAUACUGCAGCAUUAAAAUAAACACUUACCAAAAUAAACAAUGAGUGAUAUACAUAUAUAUAUUUGAAUGUGUAUACUAUAUAAUGAAUCAUAUUGUUGCUUUUUAAGUCACAAAAGCACAAUAUAAAUAUGGAAUUUCCUGUGAACUCAUUUCCC
Rhea pennata is the source of this 3533-nucleotide messenger RNA. RefSeq names its product probable glutamate receptor. Gene Ontology annotation, molecular function: transmitter-gated monoatomic ion channel activity involved in regulation of postsynaptic membrane potential; kainate selective glutamate receptor activity. The record is from RefSeq and is a predicted model, not a curated record. Bases 192 to 1655 code for a protein of 487 amino acids. The transcript has 12 exons. Gene Ontology annotation, cellular component: kainate selective glutamate receptor complex; postsynaptic density membrane; presynaptic membrane. Lineage: Eukaryota; Metazoa; Chordata; Aves; Rheiformes; Rheidae. Gene Ontology annotation, biological process: synaptic transmission, glutamatergic; monoatomic ion transport; modulation of chemical synaptic transmission.